Molecule: messenger RNA, 817 nt
Organism: Ipomoea nil (Japanese morning glory)
Lineage: Eukaryota; Viridiplantae; Streptophyta; Magnoliopsida; Solanales; Convolvulaceae
Product: photosystem I reaction center subunit XI, chloroplastic
Exons: 2
Coding region: 59-709 (216 amino acids)
Biological process (GO): photosynthesis
Cellular component (GO): chloroplast thylakoid membrane; photosystem I; photosystem I reaction center
Source: RefSeq, a predicted model, not a curated record
GCUGUGUUAUAUCCCCUCUAUUAUCUGAUCAAAAUCCAAAUUAAAAUUGAUUCCCAGAAUGGCAACAGUUGCUUCCACCAUGGCCAGUCAGCUCAAAGCUGCUUCUUUGAUGACCAGAGGGUUUGGGGUUCCUAAGGGCAUUUCUGGAGCCCCCUUCAAAGUUUUGCCUUCAAGAAGGCCUUCUUGCUUCACUGUCAAGGCUGUCCAGAGUGAGAAGCCAACUUUUCAAGUGAUUCAGCCGCUGAACGGAGACCCAUUCAUCGGAAGUCUGGAAACGCCCGUAACCUCAAGCCCACUCAUCGCCUGGUACCUCUCCAACUUGCCGGCGUACAGGACCGCCGUGAACCCACUUCUCCGGGGUAUUGAAGUAGGGCUGGCCCACGGAUUCCUCCUGGUGGGCCCAUUCGUGAAGGCGGGCCCACUGAGAAACACGGUUUACGCCGGGAGUGCAGGGUCCUUGGCCGCCGGAGGGCUGGUUGUGAUCCUCAGCAUAUGCUUGACCAUGUACGGUAUCGCAUCCUUCAAGGAGGGCGACCCCUCGACGGCGCCGGGGUUGACGUUGACCGGGAGGAAGAAGGUCCCUGACCCGCUGCAGACGGCGGAUGGAUGGGGCAAAUUCACCGGCGGGUUUUUCUUUGGCGGAAUUUCCGGCGUCAUCUGGGCUUACUUCCUCCUCUACGUCCUCGACCUCCCUUACUUUGUUAAGUAGAUUCGUUUCAACUCGAUCUGUGUAUUUCAAUUCUGCAUGUAAACAUGAUGAGAAACGUACUACUGGAUAUUAUAUAUAUUGCUUCAAAUAUAUAUGCUUUGCAUUCAA